GGUGUCGCUGGUGGGCUCACUGCGCUCACAAAAAUGCCCUCAUGCAACAUCCUCGUCCUUGGUGCUCAGAAACGUUUACUUUCAGGAUUCAGUAAUUCUUCUGUUUUACCCCACACUGGGUUCAUAUACAACGCCGAUGUGGUCCAGAAGCUACCGCCGGAUUUGCGCAUGAAGGCCGCUCGCCUGUUAGCAAACAAGUUCGCCCUGGCUGCCCGAGUGGAUUUGUUCCACGAAGCUACAGAUGGACGCAUCGGUGAGAAGCUAAUGCUAGAAGUGGAAAGGAAGUUUGACAAAUGGCUCGAACCUCCUCCCGUGAAAACCGUCAAAGCUUUGCCAGCUCCAAUCGAUCCUCCCGCAAAGAAACGAGGCGGCAAGCGUUAUCGCAAGUUGAAAGAGCGUCUCGGUAUGUCCGAACUUCGUCGCUCCGCUAACAGAAUGCAGUUUGGUGAAAUCAGUGACGAUGCUUAUCAAAGCGAUCUCGGAUUUUCCCUGGGUUCCCUUGGUCAGCGUGGUAUUGCCGGUCGAUUGCGAGCUCCACAAGCAGACUCUAAAACCAAAGCCCGUGUAAGCAAAGCGCUUCAGCAGAAAUUGUCUCGAUUCGGAGGGAUGUCGACUAUGCCAACAACGGCACUGGGUGCCACCACAUGGGGAGGCAGCUCCACAGUCCGAAAACAAGUUGCUGGUACUUCUUCGUCAAUCGCAUUCACUCCAUUGCAGGGUCUGGAGAUAGUCAACCCGCAGGCGGCUGAAAGAACAGUGGAUGCAGGAAACAAAUACUUCAGCAGUACCUCCGGAUUCGCCAAAAUCCAAUCACAGACACCAAAGUCGAACCCGGUCGGUUAAUGUUCCGGUCAUGUACCCUAUCUUAUUCUGUACAAAGUUCUCACUACGUAAACUC
Messenger RNA from Dicrocoelium dendriticum, 898 nucleotides. The record is from the annotation of a GenBank genome assembly. Lineage: Eukaryota; Metazoa; Platyhelminthes; Trematoda; Plagiorchiida; Dicrocoeliidae.